Molecule: messenger RNA, 5194 nt
Organism: Osmia bicornis bicornis
Lineage: Eukaryota; Metazoa; Arthropoda; Insecta; Hymenoptera; Megachilidae
Gene: CoRest
Product: REST corepressor 3-like
Exons: 10
Coding region: 151-1569 (472 amino acids)
Biological process (GO): regulation of transcription by RNA polymerase II; negative regulation of DNA-templated transcription
Cellular component (GO): histone deacetylase complex; transcription regulator complex
Molecular function (GO): transcription corepressor activity
Source: RefSeq, a predicted model, not a curated record
UACGGUCGCACGAAGCGCGAGUCAGACUCUACGGAGUACGGAGUAGUAGCAAGCUAUCGCUUGCAUUGCGGGUUUCGUCGAUUUUUCGUGCGAAAAAAGCUUUACUACCGUAAUAAUUAGGUUUAUCGUUAGUCGAGAGAAAGCUAGAAAAUGGUUUUAGCAGAAAGAAAUUCCGAAAAUGUUAGAAAUGGUCGUAGAUCGAGGGGCCCCAGCCCUAAUGGACAGACGGAAUCAUCGAGCGAAGAAGACGGAGUUCCAGCAGAAAAAAUACGUGUUGGAAGGGAUUAUCAAGUUAUUGUACCAGAAUUUGUUCCAGUUAAUGAACGAAGAUUGGAUCAAUGUCCUGAUAGAGCAUUGCUUGUAUGGUCUCCUACUACUGAUAUACCAGAUCAAAAAUUGGAUGAAUACAUUAUAUUAGCAAAGGAAAAAUAUGGUUAUAAUGGAGAACAAGCUUUAGGAAUGCUAUUUUGGCACAAACAUAAUUUAGAACGUGCUGUACUGGACUUAGCGAAUUUUACACCAUUUCCAGAUGAAUGGACAGUCGAGGAUAAAGUUCUUUUUGAACAAGCUUUUCAAUUUCAUGGAAAGAGUUUCCACCGUAUUAGACAAAUGUUACCUGAUAAAUCUAUUGCCAGUCUUGUGAAGUAUUAUUAUAGCUGGAAGAAAACACGAACUAGAACAUCAUUAAUGGAUAGACAAGCAAGAAAGUUAACAAGUGGUGGUAAAGAAGGAGAAAAUGGUAGUGAAAAUGGAAGUGAGUUGGGUUCCAAUACAGACAGCGAAUCAGAAGAAAAAAAAUGGACGAUCCACCGCGGAAUACGUCGUGGAAAGAACCAAGCUGUGCCAGGAAGCCAAGGCACUGACGCCAAAGCCCCAUCCGACUCGGAAAAUGCCCCUCAGGUUCAGGGCUCGUGUAGCAACUGUGGCGUUGCUUGUCAUAGUGUUCGUGCGACGCCGAAAGGACACGCGUGUCACAGCUGCUAUCUGCACUGGAGGCGAACCGGUGUAGCAAGACCAUUAAGUUCCAUGCCAGGUCGUACAAAUAAAAGAAAACCACCUCGUGGUCUAGUCGUUAAUCAUGACGAUUUAGCGGCAUUGGCGGGCCAGCCCAAUCAAGCGAACAACAGUUUACAAGCGAUCGACACCGAAAUUGUUAGCUUAAAACGCCAAAUACAAUCGAACAAACAACAAGUAAGUGCAUUGAAACGUAAAACUACCGAUGGUAUCGAUGAUUUACGACCACCAGAAGUAUCGAGUCGUAUAAAUGCUCGUUGGACAAACGAUGAGUUGUUGUUGGCCGUUCAAGGCGUUAGAAAAUAUGGGAAAGAUUUUUCAGCAAUUGCUGAUGUGAUUGGAACUAAGACAGAAGCACAUUUACGAUCCUUUUUCGUGAACUAUCGACGAAGAUAUAAUUUAGAUGCAGUUUUAAAAGAAUACGAGGCUGAAAAUGGUCCGAUAUUAAUUGAUGAUGAAAAGGAAGAAAAGAUGGAUGUCGAUCAACCAAAUGAAUCAGCAGAGUCGUCUCAAAAAACGAAAUCAUCUGUAGGCCUUGGUCAAGCGGCUAAAUAACAAAUGACUAUACUGUUAAAUACCAAACGUGAAAAAAAUAAUUACAGGCACUAUGAACAUCGAUAAUAUCGUCUAAAAGGUAUUUGUCUAUAAUUCAGUUUGCUAUUUACAGUUUUUACUCCUAGUUCUAUCACUUUGCUCUAUGCUAAUGCAAUUUUGCAUUAGGAACACCAAGUACAAGAAACAAUUUUUAUUAAACUUGUGCAUGGUACUGAAAUCCAUGUAACAAAUAUGUGGAUAAAUUAAUAUGGAAGAAAGUGUGUGAACUUGUUGAGCUAGCCUUAUUUUUAAUGUAACAUAUUUUGUAUGUCUCUGAAAUGGGGUCUUUGUUAAACACUAUGAAAAAAGUGAGAUUCCAUUAGAAAGAUUUAACGCAUCAUCUUAGAAAAAUAAAUUUAAUUUAUACAUCUAAAUACAGGUAUCAAGUAUUUCAAUGAUAUACGUUUUAUGUAAUCGCACGAAAACAUAUAUUUCAUUCUGUUUAAUUGCUUGUAUUCUGUAGUAUAUAAUAUUUCUAGGUAUACAUAAGGGAUGUUAAAAUCCCAUUUUAACUAAUGAAAGUAAUUUAAACACAAAAUUACUUAUUUCCAAUGAAGGAAGAUAUAAAAAUUAAUAAGAAAACGAAGAAUUAAGAUUGUAAAAUAUAACAAAAAUUGAUAUAGUUUGAAAAAUUUAUAUACAUAUUGAAAAUUAUUGACAAUUUCUAUGUGAAUAAUCAAGGUACUUUGUGAUUGUUUCAUUACUAUAACGAUCUUUUACCCGCGCUCAAAUAUUAAUUACAUAUUAUUAUAACGUUUUGUCAUUAGAAUAUUUCUAUGUUUGUAUUAAUUUCUAAUUCUGCAUGCAUUUUGUGUCAAUUUAUGACCUCAAUAUUUAAUUUUUUAUAAAGAAUUUAUAAGAAGUUGAAAUAAUAUAUAUUUACGAAACUUAGAUUUAAACUAAAAAGAACAUAAAUGAAACAAAUUGUAAAUUGAAUUACAACUUAGUUAUAUUUUAUUUAUGUAGAAUAUUGCUAAAAUAACUUCAAUGUUCAAAAAAUAAUUACAUAAGAUUCUGAUAUCGGAUGGAAAUCUUGUAUUUAUACCAAUUGCAUUCCUAGACGUAUUAAGAAAGAAAUAUAAGUUCGAAAAUUGAAAAAAAAAAAACAUUUUUCUCUUUCCUUUUCGCUUUGUUUUUCUUUACAAAAUUAAUAUUUAUAAAUAAUAUAUCUCCACUAUAAUAAUUAUAAUAUCAUCAUAGUUUAUUGAAAAUCAGACAAUCUUCUAUUUUGCAUAAAAAUAGAAAAAAGGAAAUAAGGAAAGAGAAAUUUUCCGUUGUGUCACUGUUGUAAGUAUUCGGAAUACUAGCUACUUUAACUGCAAUAAAAUUUACAGCAUUUUCAAAAGUAUCAACAAUCAAAGGUUUAACAUGUUCAUUGUAAAGUUAUUUUACUUAAAAUAUGCAAAAUAACAAUGAGUGUGUUAAACCAUUUGUCGCUAAGAAAGUAAUGCUCAAAAUAAAGAUAUAUUUUCGUUCAAGUUCUAAUGAAAUACACAUUUAAUAUUUUAUCAAAAUACAUCAUAAUGAAAAUUGUUUUUAUUAAUUUUGUAGAAUGACAAAUUUGAGGGGUUAAAAAUCGUGCUACAAAAGAUAUCACAUUAAAGAGAAUAUAUUUUUGUGUCUUGCUGCUAUAUACUCGAUCCACUUGUAUACAAAAAAAUAUGGUUCCUGACAAUUCUAUUGUGCAAAAUUAUGUAAUGUGUAUACUAAAAUUGACCGUAUUACGAAAUAACGGUGCUUCUAUACUCGACAAGCACAGGCUUCUGCACUCCUAUAAAUAGGGAGUAUUUUAUUCAUAGAAAAAUGUAUUUAAGCGUUUUCAUUUGGUGAAAUCCUUACGCAGAAAAGAAGAAAUGUGUUUAAAAAAUUUUUGAAUCUAUUUUCGAAAAGUUAUUUAAUAGUGUUAAUAGAAAAUAUUAGUGUAAAUGAACAAUAUUAACUUAUUUUUAUUUGGAUGCUAUAUGAAACUGAUAAAUCGUGUCACUUAGUGGAACAGAGGCACUAUAUAUGAAAAUAUCCUUCGAUUUAAACAAAUUGAUUACUUGUUAGAAAAUAUUGUCAAGAAAUAUUGACUUCCAAUCAUUUUUGUUACAGUAGAAUGUUAAGUUUCAAAUUAGUGUAAUUUUAAUUAUAAUUUCACAGAUACAUCUACCUUUACUAUUAAUAGCAAUACUAAUCAUACGUUAGUUUAAUGUUUGUCUAGGUAGAGUAUACUAUUUAAUAAUAAUAAAACACUUGCAAGCGUGUGCGCACGAUUUCUUUAUCAAAAAACAAACAAAAAAAUAUUAUUCAUGACAAUGAUUGUAAGAUUAGAUACACUUUAGAAAUUAUUACUAUAAACAUCAGUGUAAAUAGAAGUGAUCACCAAAGAAAUUUACUGUAAUUGUUAGCGACAUAUCAUGGAGCGAAUCAAAUAGUUGAUAGGAUCAUGUCGCCAAGCAAGUAGUUAAUAAACAAAAAAAAAAUGUAUUAUGAUCAGAAGCUAAUAACAAAUUUGAAUUUGUUUUUUAACACUUUGACGACUGGUUAUGCAAUUUUUUACAUCAGUAUUAUUUGUUUUGUAUUAUAAUACUACCUUCAAUUUGAAAGCUGUUAACCUUUUGGCAUAUAUAAUAAAAACUCUUAGAUAUAUGUAAUUCUCUUAGUAGUCUUCUCAAAAAGUCAUUGAUGCCAUAAAAUAUACGGUCAUCAAAGUGUUAAGUAACAUACAUAAGACUUUAAUUUUAGUAUUACCUGAGUGAUGAUAAGGUAUUUAAAUAUGAUUAUGUACUAGUACAAAGAGAUUAAUUUUUAAACCUAUUCGAUUCAAAAUAAUCUGUUGUUAUGCACUGAUCCACCUUCAUCAAAUUCUUUGUUCAAUUAUUAUAGCUUUAGUGUAUACAAAUCUUUCACACGCGAAAGUACAGCGCAGUGUUCGAAUAUAUUAUUAAAUAUAAGCUUUCAUGGUUCAUGAUUGAAGAAGAAUGUUGCUUUUUAUAAAUGUUUUGUUCUAUAAUAAUAUUUUUUCGUGUGUUUAAAGCAAAUUUCUUGCUUCGAUGCUUAUUUAAUUAUGAGUGCAUUUAAGCAAAAAACGAUGCGCAGCAUCGACAAAUAAAAAUUUCUUUAAAUAAAUGAAUUUACUUACAAUAGUACCCAGAUGUUUUCAAAAUUGAAUUUUUGUAAUUUUAUAUAUCAUCGAAUAGUUCGUUUGCAUAAAAUUCACAACAAAAUUUGCAAAGCACACCUACAUUAUCUUAUAAUUAUUAUUGACACAAAAGUUGACAAAAUUUUUUAAUUAAAAGAAAACGAAGUUUCUUAAAACAAAUUUAUCGUAUUCGAUAUCGCGUUAUGGUAUAAGAUAUAAGCUGUAGAUAUAAAGAAGUAUAUAUUACAAUGUAAAGAGUGGGACAUUGAAAAAUGAGAAUUUCGCAAUGUAUAAUAAUAUGUAUUCUAGGAUCUUUCAAAAUUUUCUAAUAUUCUGAUACAGUUAAUGUAGCAUAAUGUAAAUAUGAAGUUAUAAUCUUUGUGAAUGUGUACACAUUUAUAUGAACGUAAGGUGUACAGAUGUAUUUAUUCAGGACUAUUAAAUAUCUAUUGCAUACUUUGA